CAGUUUUUGUUACACUCUGCACAUAAGCAAAGGACUGCGCAACAGUAGGUAACAGGGGACAUCGAAGCCGCGCACCAUAAUGUUCCCUUACAAUGAAUGACCAGAAGCUCAUUGAAUUGGUUCGGAUAGAUGGUAAGGUAGAACAACACUUUGUCAAUCAAUUUUCUGUAUAUUUUAGAGCACUAAGACCAGUGCAUUUAAACAGGCUACAUUAAUACUAAGUAGCCUAAUCGUCAUUUGAAUAUUUUGCCCACGUACAUAACCGUGAGCUUUGAUAAAGGCUAAAUUAAAAAGCCCCCUGCCUUUUAAAUGAUUGUCAAUGAAGAUCCAGUGCCCCAGGCAGAGAACUACAAGGAGAAAAGUCCAACUGGCAGUUCUAGAACCCUUGCUCUGACAGUGUGCUCAGCUGCCAUUGGUGGGACCUUCCAAUAUGGCUACAACCUGUCAAUUAUCAACGCCCCCACCAAUUACAUCCAGGCAUUCAUCAAUGAAACCUAUCAGGAGCGCUGGGGAAUCGGCUUGGACGUCUCUCGGGUCACUGUAAUCUGGAGCCUUAUUGUAUCUGCUUUCUCACUGGGUGGCUUAGCUGGAGCCCUGCUUGCGGGGCCAAUGGCUGUGCAUUGUGGUAGGAAGCAGUCACUGUUGGUCAACAACAUCUUUAUGUUUGUAAGUUCCCUGUUGGUGGUGACCAGUAGGGCAGCAAGAUCUUUCGAGAUGAUUGUUGUGGCUCGGUUCCUGGUAGGGGUCAAUUCUGGGGUCAGCAUGAACAUCCAACCCAUGUACUUUGGAGAGAGCGCACCCAAACACCUGCGAGGAGCUGUGACGUUCUCCUCAGCUGUCUUCACUGCCUUCGGUAUCUUCAUGGGACAGGUGAUAGGUUUGACUGAGCUGCUGGGCAGCGAGCCCCUGUGGCCCUACCUGCUGGCUAGCAAUGCUUUGCCGGGCUUCCUCCAGCUCCUCACCCUCCCCUGGUUCCCGGAGAGCCCCCGCUACCUCCUCAUUGACCGGGGGGACUACCAGGCAUGCGCACUGGCCCUGGGGAAGCUCCGUGGGGGUCGGCCCCCUGUGGGGGAGAUGGAAGAGAUGCUGGAAGAGCAAAAGGCACUAGCGGUAUCAGCUGGCCGCUCUUCUGCCAAGACCAUCUGGGAACUGUUCUCGGACCGAGCCCUACGACCCCAACUCCGGACAGUGAUGGUCGCCAGCAGCGCUAUGAUGCUCUGUGGAAAUGACGCCAUCUACUUCUACGCUUCCUCUAUCUUCCUGCAGGCAGGGGUGCAGCCUAAUCAGGUCCAGUAUGCCUGUAUUGGUACAGGGGCCUGCGAGUUUACUGCUGCUAUUGUAUGCAACCUGCUCAUAGAGAAGGUGGGACGCCGGAGGCUUCUCAUGGGUGGCUACGGUCUGAUGGCGUGCUGGGCGUUGGUCUUUACACUGGCGCUCUCGUUAGAGGGCACGGUGCCAGGCAUGCCCUACCUCAGCGUGGUCUGUGUGUUCGCCUACAUCCUCAGCUUUGGUAUGGGCCCGGCGGGGGUGACCGGGGUGCUGCCUGCCGAGAUUUUUGAUCAGGCGGCGCGGCCAGCCGCCUACAUGGUGGCAGGGUCCCUCAUGUGGAUCAGUCUCUUCCUGGUUGGGAUGGUGUUUCCGUUUGUGGUCAGAGGGCUGGCAAACCUGUGCUUCCUGCCUUUCUUCUUUGUGUGCGUGACAUCGUCCCUGUUCAUGGGAAUGACUCUGCCGGAGACCAAGGGCCGGAGUCCCGCGGAGAUCAGCUUAGAGUUUGACAGGCUGAGGUUGAAGGACCAGAGGGGUGCUGGGGGCCAGGGAGGUGAUCCCAAGAAGGAGCACUAUCUGCAGGGUCAGCCAUGUCCUCGCUCCCUUCCACAGCUUCAAUUACUUUCAGAGUCUGGGGAUGGAGAUUGGGAGGGUGGCCCAGCUGACCCAAAACCUGCUGUAUGAAGCAGAGUAUUGAACCAAUGAGAAAGUUGCACUAUUAAUUUAUUUAUUUAUUCUGGUGCGUGAAGCCAUGCUGUAUUUACAGUACAUAAUAUUGUACUUAGUUAAAGCCAAAUGUCCUCUCAUGCAUUGGUGAAGUUCUAAGAUGCUGUUGGUUUGAUCCAGGUGAUGGGGUUAGCUCAAUUCACACUUGAAUGAUACUGUAGAAAGAAGAACAUUAUGUAAUUAUAUGAAAAGGAUUUAAAUUAUUGUAUUUAUUAUUUGAUUAUCAUAAUAUAUGUCAUAAUCUUCAGUUGAAACAUCACCAAGGUAGCCAAACUGUGUGUUUACUUCCUGAGAAGGAUUGUUGUUUUUGGUGACAAUCAGCUGAGAUGUGCCAACUUUGGUUAUUACAUAUGUAAGAAUGCCUUUGUUUUAAUGUGUGCAAUACUGUAUGCACUUCCAAAUCGGUCAUGUGACUAUAUCCAAAUAAAUGCUGUUUGGUGUUAUUUAGGUUGUUUUUAAAUGACCACCAGCAAUGCAUGUUACAGUGGUUUGAGUCUUCUGAUCAACCUGGUGGAAAUGACCCACUACUUGAAUGAACCACAUUUGUUUGAAUUUUUUUGCACUAUAAAUAGGAAUCACCCCGCAGAUAGAAUCAUGUAUUCGUCAUUACAUGCAGCUCCACUAAAUAACCACUAGAUGUCACCAUUUGUCAGAGGAAACCAUAUAUAUUCUCAGGAUUGCCAGUAGCUUUGAAUAUGUAAUCUAGCUGCACUUCCGCACUUUUACGUGGUUACUAUAGUUAUCAAACGCAUGAUUUGCUCAAGAUUGUUCUUGUAAUCAUUAUUCUUGUGUAACUUCUUCAACUCAUUUCAUAAUAGUUUGGGAAAAUCAAGAUUUUGGAUGUUUUGUACUGUCGCCUACUGUAACUUAUUUUAAGAACAAUAAUGAAGCUCUGACAAUGAAGUCUGACAAUCAAAAAGAAUCUCUCAACUCGAGAGAAAAUGUUGCAUUAAUUAAUUAGUGAUGUAGCCUACUCCACGCAUAUCAGCUUUCCCCGUCUUUUUCUUCAUUGCACUCUUGUACUUCACAUUAGUCUCCAUAUUUCCCCAUCUCUCUCUCCACCGUCUGUUGCUUUAUCCCCAUCUCUCUCUUUCCCAUCGAUUUCUCUUUCUUUCUCCCCUCUACAUUACCACAAGUCCUAUAAGCCUACGUUGUGCUUCCCACAUAACUUUAUGGCUGUUAUUUGUAGCUGUAAAGAAGUCUCUUACUUUAACCAAUUGCUGUGAAAGUAAUGACAGCCCUCUUCAGCUGUAUGAAGCAUUGCCUGUAUGCAUGUAACUGAUAUCGCUCUAACCAUUUCUACCUGUAUGUACUGUAUAUUUAUGCACCAGAUGGGGAUUAGCCGGGCAUGA
This is a messenger RNA of Hypomesus transpacificus, 3344 nucleotides long. RefSeq names its product solute carrier family 2, facilitated glucose transporter member 11-like. The transcript has 2 exons. The record is from RefSeq and is a predicted model, not a curated record. Gene Ontology annotation, molecular function: hexose transmembrane transporter activity. Gene Ontology annotation, biological process: monosaccharide transmembrane transport. Gene Ontology annotation, cellular component: membrane. Bases 310 to 1950 code for a protein of 546 amino acids. NCBI's taxonomy places the organism in Eukaryota, Metazoa, Chordata, Actinopteri, Osmeriformes, Osmeridae.